AUGUCUUUUUCUCAGCUCGGAUAUCCUUACACCACGUCUUCUCAGUUUUUCGUCUCAGCCAGCUCCAGCACCGCUUGCUGCGACUCCGGAUCCCGAUCCGUAUCAGAUGUUUCCUCGGGAUCUUCCCAAACCGCGACCCUCUGCUGUCCCUCCUACGAGAACCGGCUCUUGGCGAGCUCCAGGACGGAUCUCAAUGCGGCGCUGGGGAUGUACGGCUCGCCCUACGCAGCCGCCGCGGCCGGCCAAGGUUACGCCAAUUACCUCCCUUACGGCGCGGAUCCGUCUACUCUGUAUAGCACACUGAACACCCAGUAUGACAUCAAGGACAGCUCCUCGGCUUUGCACGCAGGGAUUACGCAGCCUGGAGCUACCGCCUACUACACCUAUGAUCAUUCCUUUGGGCAGUACCAAUACGACAGGUACGGAACAGUGGAUUUCAGCAGCUCAGCCAGGCGCAAGAAUGCCACCCGGGAGACCACCAGCACUCUGAAGACAUGGCUCUAUGAGCAUCGGAAAAACCCGUACCCCACCAAAGGGGAGAAGAUCAUGCUGGCCAUCAUCACCAAAAUGACCCUCACACAGGUCUCCACCUGGUUCGCCAAUGCUAGGAGGAGGCUCAAGAAAGAGAACAAGAUGACCUGGUCUCCCAAAAACAAAGCAGGAGAAGAGAGGCGAGAGGACAGUAGAAGGAAUGGGGAAGACUGUGGCAGUGAAAAUGAAGACAAAGAUCCUAAAAGCUGCAAAGAGGAAAAGGAGUUACGACUCAGCGAUCUAGAAGACUUGGAGGAAGAGGAGCCAGAAAUCAAGGCAGAAGCUGAGCCGAAACACCUGCACCAAGAAGGCCUAAUUAUUGGUAGCACCUUGGCUGAGUCUCAGAAGAGCCGCUGCAGUUUGACCCCAUCCAGCCAUUUCCAUACCUUUCCAUGUGCCAAGGGUGACUCAGCUGUUACAGGGGACUUUCUUGGCCACAAGGGGACCACGUUAGUUGGCAGUCUUGGAACUCAAGGCCUACGCUAUGAAGCUCCAGAGAAACCAAGGAUCUGGUCUUUAGCCCAUACAGCGGGUGCCAACGUAAUUGUAGGGCCUGCUGCCAAUUCUGCUCAACGGACGGAAAGCCCUGACUGUUUGGUGCUCAGGGGAAGGCCCCCUGCAGCUGGUGGACAAUGCAGUGAGGGCAGGUCCCUGAGCAGUCUUGUGCGAACGCAGCCCAUGCACGGCAAGGCCUUAGAGGAGUUGGCACAGCCGACGAAGAUUUUUAAGAAUUCAACCUUCAACCUGCAGUCCAUUUCGCUAAACUAUGCUUCAUACCCCAUGCUGGGGGAGACCUGUCAAUAUGCAGCAGGAGCUGAAGGGUUUGGGAGAAACAUGAGGACUUCUCAAAAUUCUCUAGAUUUGAGUGAAGUUUGUCUCGGACAGCAUAAAGACAAACUGAGGACAGCUUUCAGGCCGGUGCUAAAGAGGUGA
Messenger RNA from Elgaria multicarinata webbii, 1464 nucleotides. It is a transcript of the gene IRX6, whose product is annotated as iroquois homeobox 6. The coding region runs from base 1 to 1464 and encodes 487 amino acids. The record is from RefSeq and is a predicted model, not a curated record. Gene Ontology annotation, biological process: positive regulation of DNA-templated transcription; neuron differentiation; regulation of transcription by RNA polymerase II. The transcript is spliced from 6 exons. Gene Ontology annotation, molecular function: DNA-binding transcription activator activity, RNA polymerase II-specific; RNA polymerase II cis-regulatory region sequence-specific DNA binding. Gene Ontology annotation, cellular component: nucleus. Lineage: Eukaryota; Metazoa; Chordata; Lepidosauria; Squamata; Anguidae.